Molecule: messenger RNA, 3157 nt
Organism: Entelurus aequoreus (snake pipefish)
Lineage: Eukaryota; Metazoa; Chordata; Actinopteri; Syngnathiformes; Syngnathidae
Gene: nms
Product: neuromedin S
Exons: 8
Coding region: 2648-2977 (109 amino acids)
Source: RefSeq, a predicted model, not a curated record
UCUGUGCUACUGUGAAAUACUUUCUAGUACUUUGUACUACUCACUAACACAUUGUACUACUAUGUGCUACUGUGAAAUACUUUGUAGUACUUUGUACUACUCACUAACACAUUGUACUACUAUGUGCUACUGUGAAAUACUUUGUAGUACUUUGUACUACUCACUAACACGUUGUACUACUAUGUGCUAUUGUCAAAUACUUUGUAGUACUGUUUUCCCAUUUUGUAAAACUUUGUACUACUUUGGGUGAGGACAGGUGAGGAGUGUUGGUUGACAGGACGGGGGAGGACAGGUGAUGACAGGUGAUGACAGGUGAGGACAGGUGAGGACAGGUGAGGACAAGUGAUGACAGGUGAGGACAUGUGAUGACAGGUGAGGACAGGUGAGGACAUGUGAUGACAGGUGAGGACAUGUGAUGACAGGUGAGGACAGGUGAGGACAUGUGAGGACAGGUGAUGACAGGUGAGGACAUGUGAUGACAGGUGAGGACAUGUGAUGACAGGUGAGGACAGGUGAGGACAUGUGAUGACAGGUGAUGACAGGUGAGGACAGGUGAGGACAAGUGAUGACAGGUGAGGACAUGUGAUGACAGGUGAGGACAGGUGAGGACAUGUGAUGACAGGUGAGGACAAGUGAGGACAGGUGAAAACAGGUGAGGAAAAGUGAGGACAGGUGAGGACAUGUGAGGACAGGUGGACAGGUGAGGACAAGUGAUGACAGGUGAUGACAUGUGAGGACAGGUGAGGACAGGUGAGGACAGGUGAGGACAGGUGAUGACAAGUGAUGACAGGUGGGGACAAGUGAGGACAGGUGAGGACAGGUGAUGACAGGUGAGGACAGGUGAGGACAGGUGAUGACAGGUGAUGACAGGUGAGGACAGAUGAGGACAGGCGAUGACAGGGGCGGACAAGUGAUGACAGGUGAGGACAGGUGAUGACAGGUGAGGACAGGUGAUGACAGGUGAGGACAGAUGAGGACAGGCGAUGACAGGUGAUGACAGGUGCGGACAAGUGAUGACAGGUGAUGACAGGUGAGGACAGAUGAGGACAGGCGAUGACAGGUGAUGACAGGUGCGGACAAGUGAUGACAGGUGAGGACAGGUGAUGACAGGUGAGGACAGGUGAUGACAAGUGAUGACAGGUGAGAACAUGUGAGGACAAGUGAGGACAGGUGAGGACAGGUGAGGACAGGUGAGGACAGGUGAGUACAGGUGAUGACAGGUGAUGACAAGUGAUGACAAGUGAUGACAGGUGAUGACAGGUGAGGACAGGUGAGGACAGGUGAGGAAAAGUGAGGACAGGUGAGGACAGGUGAGUACAGGUGAUGACAGGUGAUGACAGGUGAUGACAGGUGAGGACAAGUGAUGACAGGUGAGGACAGGUGAUGACAGGUGAGGACAAGUGAUGACAGGUGAGGACAAGUGAUGACAGGUGAGGACAAGUGAGGACAGGUGAGGACAGGUGAGUACAGGUGAUGACAGGUGAGUACAAGUGAUGACAGGUGAGGACAAGUGAGGACAAGUGAGGACAGGGGAGGACAGGUGAGGACAUGUGAGGACAGGUGAGGACCGGUGAUGACAGGUGAGUACAAGUGAUGACAGGUGAGGACAGGGGAGGACAGGUGAGGACAGGUGAGGACAGGUGAGGACAGGUGAGGACAGGUGAGGACAGGUGGGGACAGGUGACGACAAGUGACGACAGGUGAGGACAGGUGAGUACAGGUGAGUACAGGUGAUGACAGGUGAGUACAGGUGAUGACAGGUGAUGACAGGUGGUUCAGCAGUCUUGAUGUGAGAUGAGUGAAAGAAGUGAGAUGUGGUCAGACAUCUUUAAAGGUCUCAUGCUGCUGUGAAUGUGGACUCACUUCUCUUGUCUCCACUAACAUCUUCUAAGGUGGGCGUCCAUCUUUGUCUCCACUAGCAUCUUCUAAGGUGGGCGUCCAUCUUUGUCUCCACUAACAUCUUCUAAGGUGGGCGUCCAUCUUUGUCUCCACUAACAUCUUCUAAGGUGGGCGUCCAUCUUUGUCUCCACUAACAUCUUCUAAGGUGGGCGUCCAUCUUUGUCUCCACUAACAUCUUCUAAGGUGGGCGUCCAUCUUUGUCUCCACUAACAUCUUCUAAGGUGGGCGUCCAUCUUUGUCUCCACUAACAUCAUUACAUCUUCUAAGGUGGGCGUCCAUCUUUGUCUCCACUAACAUCAUUACAUCUUCUAAGGUGGGCGUCCAUCUUGAUGUGCACAACUUUAAAUGUUCUAAGGUGGGCGUCCAUCUUGAUGUGCACAACUUUAAAUGUUCUAAGGUGGGCGUCCAUCUUGAUGUGCAGCUGACACUGGCCUAACGAGGUGUGGCUGCUAACGAGAUGCUAAUGAAGACACAAGGCCUGCUAAACUAAAGCAAGAUGGUCUGCUCAUGCACGCAGGCCAUUAAUUGAUGUGGGAUGGCGGUGGCGUGCAGGAUGUCAGCCCUCAAAAGUCUGCACCUCACGGCAGCGAGUGAAGUGCACCAAAGCGAAGCGCACCAAGGAGCAGAAGAAAAAGCGAAGCGCACCAAGGAGCAGAAGAAAAAGCGAAGCCCACCAAGGAGCAGAAGAAAAAGCGAAGCCCACCAAGGAGCAGAAGAACUUUUUUGUUUUUGUGUGGCGUGAAAGAAGAUGAUGAACCUUCCCACAAUGCAACACUUGACUCUUGUGUGUUUGUUGUGCUGCUUCAGCUUCACGCAUGCCAGUCCUUACAGCAGGUGGGAGGAUGACAUCGUGUUCAGAAAGCUGCGAGAAGUUUCCAGUGAAGAAGAGAGUGGAUCUUCAUGGAGAGAGCAGCAGCAGGUCCAGAACCUUUUCAAGAGGUUCCUCUUCCAUUAUGCCAAAGCAAAGACCUCCGAUGGCCCAGAAGAACCUUUGUCCAACUCGGUUCACCCGCUGAUGAGACUUUCACCACAACUGUCCCAGAGGAGGAAGAAGACCUUCGUGCUGCUGAAAAUCUGAGCCGGACUGCAGAGUCUGGAGGACUGACAAGAACACAAAAGUCAGAAGAGGACGGCAAAGGUCAACUUCCUGCUCGUGUGCCGGGACGUUAAAAACAUUUGAUGAGAUUCCCGGCAGACGAGCUCGAUGCUUGUAAACACAACUGUGAGUGUCGCACUUCUGCACCGUGACACAAUAAAG